GCAGUGAGAUGAUCGUGCUUCUCUUAUUCAGAAGAACCUGCGCAACCACAUUGUUUAUUUCUGCAUUUCCUCAGAAUGAGUCUGACUUUACUUUAAGUUUUAACAAGUGGAGGCUGCCGUUACACUCUGAAUCGUCAAUAAAUGCAAUCAUGGUGAUGACGGGUGUGUGUCAAACAAUCUUCGCGGUGCUCCGGCUGAUAGAGCCGACCGUCGUGCUCGAGGAGCUGGCCAGCGCUCUGUUCGACACCGCGCUGCUGCUGGUGGUGAAGGACCGGUCUGCCAACGGUACCGACCCGCACAUCUCCAGAGAGGAGAGCCAGCAGAAAGCCAUUACUAACUUCUACCUGACUUUCAACCUCAUAAUCCAGCUGACUCCGAUCUUACCCUCCAUGCUGCUGGCCUGGUUAGGAGAUCGAGGCUGGAGGAAAGCCCCGAUCGUGGUGCCCCUGUGCGGUUACCUGCUUUCCAGGAUCAUGCUGCUGUUGGUGGUUCUCUUCCGCCUCCCGCUGGAGGUGAUGUACGGGGCGGCGACUGUCUUCGGACUGUCCGGGGGUUACUGCGCAUACUGGUCCGGGGUGAUGACUCUGGCAUCGCUCGCCUCCACCACGGCUGACCGAUCUAAGGUGAUAAUGAGAGUAGAGUUGCUGUAUGGGGCAGCAGGUCUGGUGGGCAGUCUGGUGUCGGGUCAUCUGUUCUCGCUGUACAGCGCCAAUGUGGGACAUGGGACCAUCCUGCUGUGUGUGGCCAUUGCUCUGCUCCUACUGAGCCUCUUACACUCCUCGGUCCUGCUGAAGGUGAAAGAUGUAUCCAAAGAGCCAGAUGAGGACGGCCACAUCCUUUCUCCCACAAAUGGUAAUGUUGCCACCCAGGCUCCUGCUGGGAAAAACAUGGUAAACAUGGUUCUGCUGUUUGCCGCUGCUAUCAUGUACACCAGUGCAGUGGGCGGAGCCAUGGAAGUACUGGGCUCCUUUGUGUUGAAAGCGCCGCUGAACUGGAACGCCAAGCAGGUGGGUUAUGGGAACGCGGCAGGCGCUGCAGUUUUCUUCACCAGUUUUGUCGGCGUCAUCGUGUUUCGCCGCUGCGUCAGUGAUGCAGCUCUCAUCAUGAUUGGCAUGGUGUCGUUCGCCUCGGGAAUAUACUUCAUGACCUUUGUCACGGCGACUUACAUGUACUACCUAGCUCGCUUGCUUACCCUGUUUGCUCUCAUCCCGAUGCCCACCAUCAGAUCUCUGCUCUCACAGCAGGUUCCAGCAUCCUCAUAUGGCAUCACUCUCACCUCACUGCAGUUGAGUCUGAAGUUUGCAGGUCUGGUGUACCUCCCUGUCUUUACCAAGAUCUAUCAGGCAACCCUGAACAGGCUCCCCGGCUGCGUCUUCAUGCUGUCCAGCAUCUUGUCAGUACUGGGAAUGAUACCCAUCAGUAUUGUCGGCUGCAGAUCACCUCAGAGGCAACAUUACCAGAGGAUCCAGGGUGACUGAGGCAUUCAGCAGCUGCGUUUGAACAAUGGCACAAGGAAAAAGGGAACUGAGAUGUAAAGUGGAGAAAAGGAGAAUGGUGCACUUAAUCUCACUUCCUCUGCAGGAAAGAAUUUCCUGUGAUUCAGGAGGGACAAACUGCAAAUUCAAUGUUUACACGAGAGAGUAGCAUUUUUUCAUAUUGUAAAAAAGCCCGCGUGUAGAGAUGACACGCACUGACAGAGGGCACGGUGUGAAAAUAUAUCAAACACUUCUUAAAAGUAGUUGAACUUUUGACAGAGAUGAAGUCAAACAUAUUUCAACAGAUGUCAUCGUCCUGAGAAAUGUUCCAAUGUUCACAACUACACACCCACAAGGACCGUAAUUUCAACAUAAUGAAUACGUGUCCGUCAGUGUGUCAGACAGGAAAAAUGCUAUGUGAGCACCACAUAAACCACACCUUCAGAAAAAGUAGUAGAUUUGUAAUAAUUGUCAUUUUUUUGUUCAUGUGAACAUGAGAGAUUUAACAUUAUUCAUCUGAACACACGAUAACUACUUGGAAUUGUUUUUUACUUUGUUUGUACAAGGUUUAUUUUUCAAAUGUGGCAUAAUCUAUACUUCUCAUAUUUCUACUGAUGUCUUAAAUAGAGACACUUUGCAAAUGGAUAAGAAUCAAAAUAUGCACUUUAUAAUAUUUCAGACUGUCAACAAGAGUUACAUGCUGACUAUCAUUUCUGCAAGUCAGAAAAUUCUGAAAGUGAAGAAAAAAAUGGGUUUGAAAGUGACAUUUUUGACAUUGUUAAUGAGUUUUGUUGUUAUGACAUUGUAAUUGUACUCAUGUCAUGAAUUAUUUUAAUUCCUUUCACAUUUACACACUUGAGCAUUUUGUCUUUGUCUCUGUGGCCAUUACUUUUUUUAAUGGCUGGGAUUUUCCAUAUUUACUUGUGACUGCACUGGCCUGUUGGAAAGGUACUUUAUGGGUUAAUACAGGUUUGACUUAUUGUUUAAAUUCCAUCUUGUGUGAUUUUCUGAAAAAAGAGAACACACAAUACAAAAUGAUAGUGGAUCAAAAGGGAGAUUAUUUAAUUUUACAUAUCGAUGAUUGCACUUUUAUCUGUUGACACUUUACAAAGUGCACAAAUGAAGCUUAUUUAGCCUAAACGACAACUAAUCUUUGUAUAAAGGUCAGGGAGGAAAGGAAACAUUUAUAGUAAUGAGCCAUCAAGCCGUCAUUGAGUUAUAUAAAAGUUAUACUUUUUAUUCCAGUAUUCCUGAGGGAGGUUUUAUAGUUUUCAGUUUGAUUUAUUCUAACUUUAUAUAUAACUAACUGGAUGUAUUGUACUGGGAAAUCCUCUGUAAUUAUGAAAUAAAAAUGAUAAAUAAAACUUCUUU
Scomber scombrus (Atlantic mackerel) is the source of this 2846-nucleotide messenger RNA. RefSeq names its product solute carrier family 46 member 2. The transcript is spliced from 7 exons. The coding region runs from base 9 to 1478 and encodes 489 amino acids. Lineage: Eukaryota; Metazoa; Chordata; Actinopteri; Scombriformes; Scombridae. The record is from RefSeq and is a predicted model, not a curated record. Gene Ontology annotation, cellular component: membrane. Gene Ontology annotation, molecular function: transmembrane transporter activity. Gene Ontology annotation, biological process: transmembrane transport.